CGCUCCUUCUUUUCCAUACUUUGGCACCACCCGCGCCAGAGCGUGUCGAUUCCUGCCGGCGCCACUCAUUCUCCCUGCGCUAUUGUAACCACGUCGUUUCUCGUUUCGCAUUUCCAUUUUUUCUUUUAUUUCUUUAAUUACCCCCAUCCCCGCCGCCGCGCCCUUUUUCGUGCUGAACACCUUCCCAACGGGCUGACUCCUCAAUUUUAUUUUCUUUAAUUCUACCACCUGCGCACCCUUGCAGUCCAUUUCCCGGACCGCAUCGGAUCAUUCACGAUGAGAGCAUCAACAGCCUGGAGGAGCACUGCCGUCGAAGCGGCCGCCCUCGCCUCCCUGGUCCUCGCGCUGGCCCCGGCGGUAACGGCCACGGCGGCCACGCAACAAACUCCAACGGCCCCGGACUUGCUGCCCGCGGCGGCGGCGCUAGCGUGCGAUAACAUCGUCACGGACCAAGGACGCAAGUACGACCUGCGGCCGCUGGAGGGCCCGCACGUGGUGGUGACGCACGAGUACACGCGGCCGACGUACCACAACACGAGCUACGCGAUUGACGUGUGCGGGGUGCUGAAGAGCAAAGGGAAGGGCAAGGCGGAGGAGAGGUGUCCCGAUGGGACGAGGGUCUGCGCGAUCAAGCACCGCUGGGAUCCCGAGGCCGAUAAGCUUAUCGGCGUGGACCAAGUCAUUCCCAUCGUGGCCGGCGACGAGCAGACAAUAUCGUGGGAGGCGAAGCGGCUGCCCCCUGAAGAGGACGGCGAGGCGAAAAAGGAUGGCGAGAAGAAGGAGGGGCUGCGGCUGACUCUGCAAGGGGCGCUCAAGUACCAGGAGCGGAUCCAGCGAACGGUCAUCGAUUUCAGGUGUAAUCCCGACCUGGAAGGGACCGAGGGGGAGUGGGAGAGCCCGGAUGAGUACGUACCGGGGGAGAAGGAUGCGCGGGCGGAGGAGGACAAGAAGAACAAGGAGGAGGGGGGGGAAGAGGGGGAUGGAAGGAAGGACGGGGACAAGGAGGAGAAAGUGAGCACGCCCGAGAAGCAGCUCAAGAAGGACGGGGCGGCACUCAUCUGGGGCGGCUACAAGCGAGGGAAGGAUGCCGACGGCGGGGAGAUGGACACGCUGUACCUGACAUGGUACACGAAGCACGCCUGCGACGCGGCGGUGGAUGAGCCGGCCGAGGAGAGCAAGGGCUCGAGCUUCUUUACCUGGUUCGUCGUACUAUUCUUUCUGGCCAUCGCAUCCUACCUCAUCUUCGGCUCGUGGCUCAACUACAACCGGUACGGCGCGCGUGGUUGGGACCUGCUCCCGCACGGCGACACCCUCCGCGACGCCCCCUACAUCAUCAGGGACCUUGUUCGCAGGAUACUGAACACGCUGCAGAGCACGGGCAGCAGGGGUGGGUAUUCGGCUGUCUAGGGGCCCCGCCUGCCCCCUUUAUUAUAAGAGUCAUGUGAAAGGGAACAUGGUACGGGGAUUUCUUUUUUGGGGGUGGUCUGAGGUCAUGUUCUAAUGAAUCUCCCUUCCCGGUUGAGAGGACGUAGAGCCGUCGAGCGUGUGGACAUUUUUUUGGAUGGGUAGCGUUGGUUU
Thermothelomyces thermophilus ATCC 42464 is the source of this 1578-nucleotide messenger RNA. RefSeq lists its product as uncharacterized. The coding region runs from base 277 to 1407 and encodes 376 amino acids. Lineage: Eukaryota; Fungi; Ascomycota; Sordariomycetes; Sordariales; Chaetomiaceae. The record is from RefSeq and is a predicted model, not a curated record. The transcript has 3 exons.